CUCCUUCAUUGCGAGUUAAUGAGUGACGCCAAAAACCGCGUCAGAAACGCGCUUUGCUGGAAGCAGCUAAGAACCGUUCCCCGGUCAGCCAGCCAUCCAGGCUCCCAGGUUGGUUACAACUUGCAAGGUUGCAAGGUCUGAGCUGCGUCUCCAGCUGCCAGCUUUUUGUUUGCCAGGUUUUUGUACUCCUUUCCACUCCUGCUCCCACUCAAUUGCUUUCGAGAAUCACUUCUCACUACUUUUUCGACUUUAUCAUCUCGGAAUCGGUGGAAUUUGGCCGUUAUCAACCAAAUCAACCAACCGACCAGGGCUCAAAGCACGCCCGUUUGUCUUCAAAAUUGAAGUCGUCAAGCUUUUCUCCAUUCCCUCCGCCAUUUCAACGACUUCCCUCUCCACCCACCAUCGACUUUUCUCUCGCUGUGUAAAGCAACUAGUUGUUUCUUCUUCGACUCCACUCAACCGCCGCUUCUUAUCCCGCCAUCCAGUCCACAGAAUGUCCACUCUCAAGCGGAAGGCUGGCGCCGAUGCCGGUGCGGAGUCAAAGAAGCCCAAGCAAGGCAACAUCAUGUCCUUCUUUGGCGCCCCCAAGUCAUCACCCACACGCGCCAACGCAGCACCCGAGCCUACGCCCGCCAAGUUCGACAAGGCGAAAUGGGCAGCCUCCAUCACCCCCGAGCAGCGGGCGCUACUCCAACUCGAGAUUGACACCCUGCACGAGAGCUGGUUCUCCCUGCUCAAGGACGAGCUCAUCAGCAGGGAGUUCCUCGAGCUCAAGAAGUUCCUCCAGCGCGAGGCGGCCGCCGGCAAGACGGUGUUUCCCCCACGAGAGGACAUCUACAGCUGGUCCCGCCACACCCCCUUCUCCACCGUCAAAGUCGUCAUCCUCGGCCAAGACCCCUACCACAACCACAACCAAGCGCACGGCCUCGCCUUCUCGGUCCGCCCCCCGACCCCGGCCCCCCCCUCCCUCAAAAACAUGUACAUCGCCCUAAAGAACGACUACGCCGCCUUCACCCCACCCCCCAACAAGGCCGGCCUGCUCACCCCCUGGGCCGAGCGCGGCGUGCUGAUGCUCAACACCUGCCUGACGGUGCGCGCCCACGAGGCCAACAGCCACUCCAACCGCGGCUGGGAGCGCUUCACCCAGCGCGUCAUCGACCUGGUCGCGGCGCGCCGCGCGCGGGGGGUGGUGUUUAUGGCCUGGGGCACGCCCGCGGGCAAGCGCGUGGUCAAGGUGGAUCAGAAGAAGCAUUUGGUGCUGAAGAGUGUGCACCCGUCGCCGCUGUCCGCGGCGAGGGGGUAUUUUACGUGCGGGCAUUUUAAGGCGGCGAAUGAGUGGCUUGCGAAGAGGUAUGGGGAGGGCGGGAGGGUGGAUUGGGCGCUGGUGGAGGGUGGGAGUGUGUUUGGCGGGGAGGCGGAGAAGAAGGAGAAGGAGGAUGCCAAGGUGAAGGCGGAGGCGGAGGAUGAGGAUGAGAGGGCGAUGGCGGAGGCGGAGGCGGAGGCGGAGGCGGAGGAGGGGAGGGAGGUGAAGGUCGAGGGGGAGGUGGUGGAAGACGGUGUGGUGAAGAAGGUUGAGGCGGCGGCUACGGCUGGGGGGGAUGCUGAGAACAAGGAGAAGGUGAACGAAACGGGCGUGGAGACGAAGGGGCCGGUCAAGACCGCUGACGGUGAAGAAAAUGCUGCGCCCGAGGUUGAGGCUUGAGGCUUGCGCUUGGGCUCUUCGGGGUUUGGUCUCUUUUGUCGACACGGAGGAUUAUGAAUGGUCGUUUUACCUGUUGGAUUAUCUAUGCCAGUCGAUGGAGCUGGGGGUGCCUUCAUCCAGGGCAGGUUUGUGUCACUCGAGCGUUGGGCUGAGUCGUCCCGUCAGUUGAAGGCCUCUUGCCAGACGGUCUCAGAUAGACGGGUUGGGGAUUUCAUGUGGGAUUAUUACAGCUG
Molecule: messenger RNA, 1935 nt
Organism: Chaetomium fimeti
Lineage: Eukaryota; Fungi; Ascomycota; Sordariomycetes; Sordariales; Chaetomiaceae
Product: uracil-DNA glycosylase-like protein
Exons: 2
Coding region: 494-1702 (402 amino acids)
Biological process (GO): base-excision repair; base-excision repair, AP site formation via deaminated base removal
Cellular component (GO): mitochondrion; nucleus
Molecular function (GO): uracil DNA N-glycosylase activity
Source: RefSeq, a predicted model, not a curated record